AUGACAUCUACCAAACCCCUCAAGAAUCCUUUUACUGUAAAUUGUAAGAAUUGUAACCUUCCACUUGCUGAUUCCUUUUCACUAUUAAAUUACAAAAAUAGGUUUUUAAUACAUUCAUCAGUUAGUACAACAGUUAUUAUAGAUAAAAAAAAGAUUACAGAGGAAGAUUCAAUUUAUUACUUAAUGAAAUGUAGAUGCCAUUUAGUGGUUGGUAGAAAAUAUAUUAGUACAUCUGUAGAUUUAAAUGGGUAUAGUGGUAUGUACUUUUUUAAUAAAGAUGAUGUAUACACAUAUUUACUUGGAGGAGGCGUGUCAGAUUCGAUUAAUAGUAUUUGUCUUAAUGAUUUGUGUGACGAUAUUGAUAAAAUACAGAAAUUGUGUUUAUACUUGUACAAAAAGAUUGAUGACAAAAAAUAA
Molecule: messenger RNA, 417 nt
Organism: Vairimorpha ceranae
Lineage: Eukaryota; Fungi; Microsporidia; Nosematidae
Exons: 1
Coding region: 1-417 (138 amino acids)
Source: RefSeq, a predicted model, not a curated record